Messenger RNA from Carassius carassius (crucian carp), 1734 nucleotides. RefSeq lists its product as uncharacterized. NCBI's taxonomy places the organism in Eukaryota, Metazoa, Chordata, Actinopteri, Cypriniformes, Cyprinidae. The coding region runs from base 247 to 999 and encodes 250 amino acids. The record is from RefSeq and is a predicted model, not a curated record. The transcript has 2 exons.
GGUGAGAGAAUCCACUUUACAAGCUGGAGACCGUGUUCUUUUCAAGAAUGUUGGCAUAAGAGGCAAGCACAAGAUAGCUGUCGAUGGAGCAAGACCAUCUAUCAAGUAGUCAAGCAAAUAGCUGAUUCUCCAGUUUAUGUCAUAAAGCCUCUUACUACUGACGGACCUGAAAGAACCCUCCAUCGAGAUUUACUCCUGCCCUGUGGUUUCUUAACCCCCACCUAUUCCAGUGAUGAGGACAACAGGAUGGAGGGAAAGGAAAAAACGACUUGUUCUAGGAAAACGCUAAUAGUUCCAGAGGAUGACGAUGAACAAACGUAUGAUACUGUUGGAGAACCAGAUUUCUACUUCCCCCAAAUGAUGCAGGAAAAGACAUAUCCUACCAUAACCAUUGUCAAGGACGUGCCCUACAUAAAAGAGGUGGAAGGAAGUUCCUGUGAGACAACACUGAAUCCAAAUGCACAACCAUUUGAACCUUCUGGAGGUGUGGAAAGUUUUGAUGUUGAAUUUGAGCAUGUGCAAUUGGAUGGGAGAAACGCAGAGGAAGAAGUAGCUUUAUCUGAAAAGGGAGAAACAAACUUACCUGAGGACAUCCUGGAAGAGAAUGUGGGAAACUCACCUGUCAAGGAACUGGAUUCUGAGGCUGUUGAUGUCAACGAUGAUGAGUGUACUGAGGAUUUGAUCAUGGAUGGGAUGGAACCUGUUGAUGGAAAAAGAGAUGGAACGAGGAAAGAGGAUGAUGACAGUGAAAUACUAAUUGAGACUGUUGAAAGAAAUGGAAAUACACCUGUGCAGGAAAUACCUGAGCCAGAGUCCAGACUUUCUACCAGAAUCAGGGAGCCACCUGAUAGGCUAACUUACACAUCGUUAGGAAACCCCUUAGUGUUAGUUAUGCAAUCCCUGUUAAGUGGUUUAAACAAAGCCUUCACACAAGCCCUUCAGUCAGAUGAUUUCCCUGAGGUUAGGAUACUGACCCCUGAUAGAUCAGUGAUUUUAUAGGUUCACUGAAUUCAGAGACGCUUGCAGGUUCAGGAGGGGAGGAUGUAACCCCUUUGAAUUGUACAUUCAUAUUUUCUUUCUUUUUUUUUAGUCCUACAGUAAAUUUAUUUGUAACUAUUUUUGUUUCGUGUGCUACAAAAAAAAAGAAACUGGUAUCUUUGGUGCAAUACUUUGAUGAACCACUAGAGGUGGUUAACUCCGCGGCAUGUUGAGAGUCGAUGUAUAUUGAAUUCCGACGAAGAAGCCAGCUGAACAUGCAUGCACGAGGUUGCUAAUUCAUCCUGUUACUGAGGAAGAAAAAAACACCAGUCAAUGCUUUUGAUUACUGGUUUGUCUUUUACGAGAACUCUGAUUGUUUUUUUUUGUAUGCUGAUUCUGUUUGAGGAUUCACCUUUUGAACGGCGAGCCAGACCCUGAUCUACGAUUCAAAAGAAUCAUCGUGAUUCAACACGGAUCCGAACUGCGAGCUAAGCACAUACACACUACCUGGGUAGAAAACACAAAGAGGCCUUUAUACACAAUGGACAUCUGAGUAUAUUACACACACAUGCACACAAGGGAUCCAGAAGGACUAUUGAGACUUUUUUGUUUGGUUUUAUUUUAUUUUAUUCCUUGACUUCACAUUCUUGAGUGGAAACCAGAAAAUUGUGAUUUCAUGUACAUUGUGAAAAAUUGUUCACUCAAAGUUUUUUUUUUAGUCUCUGCAAUAAAAUUGCCGGCUGUUAAUUGCUUAAA